Molecule: messenger RNA, 3091 nt
Organism: Melitaea cinxia (Glanville fritillary)
Lineage: Eukaryota; Metazoa; Arthropoda; Insecta; Lepidoptera; Nymphalidae
Product: RNA cytidine acetyltransferase
Exons: 18
Coding region: 117-3062 (981 amino acids)
Biological process (GO): rRNA acetylation involved in maturation of SSU-rRNA
Cellular component (GO): 90S preribosome; nucleolus
Molecular function (GO): tRNA binding; ATP binding; 18S rRNA cytidine N-acetyltransferase activity
Source: RefSeq, a predicted model, not a curated record
AUUGUCAACACUUGUGUCAUAAAAAUGUUAUAAACAUGUGGUCUUAGGCAGUCUUAGGUUAUAAAAUACAGAAAGGGUUUUUAUUUAAAUAUUGUGAUUUGUAUGAAAACUUCAAAAUGGUGAAGAAAAAGAUUGAUAAUCGUAUAAGGGUUAUGAUAGAAAAUGGCGUUAAACUCGGCCACAGGACUAUGUUUCUACUCGUUGGUGACAAAAGUAGGGAUCAGGUACCUAUCUUGUACGAUAUGCUCGUAAAGUCUACCGUUAAGGCUAGGCCAACAGUACUGUGGUGCUACAAAAACAAAGAUGAAGCUAUAAGCAAUCAUGGUCGAAAAAGAGCUAAGAAGAUAGCAGCUGGAAAGUUAGAGGUAUCAGAGGAAUCACUGUUUGAUGCGUUCAGAGUUGCAACAACUAUACACGGUCGUUACUAUUCAGAGAGUCAUGCGAUGCUCGGACAGACUUAUGGAGUCUGUGUUUUGCAAGAUUUCGAAGCGCUCACUCCAAAUUUGAUGGCUCGCACGAUAGAAACCGUGGAAGGAGGUGGUCUCAUCAUAUUCUUGCUCAAAACCAUGGAUUCAUUGCGACAGCUUCAUUCUAUAACUAUGGACGUCCAUGCUAGAUUCAAAACAGAAGCCUAUGACACUGUGGUAAAUCGUUUCAAUGAACGUUUUCUUUUAUCAUUGGCCGAUAACCCGAGGUGUCUUGUUUUAGAUGAUGCUUUAAAUGUACUUCCAAUAUCUUCGAAAACAGCUCAAAUUGAACCGGUUGAUGCUGCUCCUGAGGUAAUUAUACUAAAAAAAUUAGUGUCGUCAUUAUCAGACACGCCUCCAGCCGGUCCACUUGUAGCUUUAUGUCGGACAUACGAUCAAGCUACGGCUUUAGUAGCUCUUAUUAACACGCUUGCAGAUAAACAGUCUAGGCCACCCCACUGUCUUACAGCAGCGAGAGGUCGAGGCAAAUCGGCUUGCCUCGGUCUAGCGAUAGCUGGCGCUGUCUCCUUGGGCUACGUCAACAUAUAUGUCACAUCACCACACCCUGAAAACUUGAUCACAUUGUUUGAAUUUGUAUUAAAAGGUCUAGAUGCUUGUCUGUAUCAAGAACACAUAGAUUACAAUAUUGUGAGGUCGACCAACCCGGACUUCAAAAAGGCCAUUGUCAGAAUCAAUAUUGCUAGAAAUUCACGUCAGACUGUACAGUACAUAACCCCCGACGACCACGCCUUGCUGUCAGCCGCCGACCUGGUGCUAGUGGACGAGGCGGCCGCCAUUCCUCUCAGACACGUGUCUGCUGCGGCUACACGUGCGCCGCUCGCUCUCCUCUCCUCCACCGUGUCCGGGUACGAGGGUACGGGGCGAGCCUUGUCUCUUAAACUGUUCGCGCAGUUGCAGACCGAGCAUAAUGCGCCACCACCGAUCAAAUUAGAAGAACCAAUCCGUUACCGUGCCGGAGACCCAGUGGAACAGUGGCUCAACUCGCUACUAUGUCUGGAGGCACCAAGUCCCACACCGGGCAUGGGGGCUCCACCCCCCGCCGCCUGUGACUUAUACAGAGUGAACCGCGAUGCUCUUUUCUGUUACCAUAAAGCUGCUGAGGCAUUCCUUCAUCGCAUUGUUGCUAUAUAUGUGUCCAGUCAUUAUAAGAACAGCCCCAACGACCUGCAGCUGCUGGCGGACGCGCCGGCGCACCAGCUGUUCGUGCUGCUGGCGCCCGCCGCGCGCGCCGCGCUGCCCGAGGUGCUGUGCGUGCUGCAGCUGUGCCUGGAGGGCAACCUGAGCGACCGAUCGGUGACAGACAGUCUUGGUCGAGGCAGAAAAGCGGCAGGCGACCUCAUACCAUGGAAUAUGUGUGAACAGUUCGGUGAUAAAGACUUUCCGAAACUAUCUGGAGCGAGAAUCGUCAGAAUAGCCACACAUCCAUCUUAUCAACGGAUGGGUUACGGCAAGCGAGCCUUGCAACAAUUAGCUGCGUACUAUUCCGGUGAGAUUCCUUGUCUCGAAGAAGCUAAUAGCGACGAUGAUGACAGACAAGCAAACGGAAGAAAUGAUUCCUUGCAAACUGAAAAUAUUACACCCAGAGCGAAACCUCCAACACUCCUGCGUAGACUAACUGAAGUACGAGCAGAACAUUUAGAUUACCUGGGAACUAGUUUUGGUCUUACAGAAGAUUUGUUGAAAUUUUGGAAAUCUCAGAAAUAUGUACCGGUAUAUAUAAGUCAGAAAGCGAACGAGCUGACGGGCGAGCACUCGUGCAUCAUGCUGCGGCCCGUCCGCGCGGCGCCGUGGCCGGCCGCCUACUACGGCGACUUCCGCCGCAGGCUCUCCCGCCUGCUGGCGCGCGCUCUCCGCCCGCUCUCCGCGUCCCUCGCGCUCUCCGCACUCUCCUCGGACGCCGUCAAAGUCGACAAGCCCGAGUUAACAAAGCAACUGAUCGAGCAACACCUAUCCAGUCACGACCAGUCCCGGUUGGAAGCCUACUGUCGACAACAGGCAGACUAUAGGCUGAUUACCGACCUAUUGUUCCCUCUCGCCAGCAUAGUCUUCCACACGAAGGUUAAAUUGAAGCUAGAUGCUGUGCAGCAGGUAUUAUUUGUAGCGAUGGGUUUUCAAAUGAAAGACGUAGAUGAAAUAGCGACUGAACUCGGUUUACCUGGUUCUCAAAUCUUGGCGAAGUUCUACGAAGGCUGCAAGAAGAUAAAUGCAGCUCUAAACUCUAUUUUAGAAGUAACGGUGGCUAAAGAAAUGGGUAUUGAUGAUAAAACAGCAGAUGUAGCGACCGAUGAACCAGUCAAACAGAGUCUUCAGGAGGAACUAUCGAAGGCGGCAAAGGAAUUGGAACGUAAACAAAGAAAAGAGUUAUCGCGUUUGAUGGGCGAAGACCUCGCGCAAUACAGAAUUAAAGGCAGCGACCUCGACUGGGGCAAAGCCUUGUCUGGCUCUAAUCAGAAGAAAAUCGUUUCUGUCAAGAGCGGUGAGAAACGGCUCGGAGAUGACAGCAAAGAAAUUGAUGAUUUAAUCGAAGCUCACUCUAGCAAGAAAAAGAAGAAGAAGAAACAUGUUAGGAAUUAAGUGAAAUAAAUUUAUUUUACUAGAAAAUA